This is a messenger RNA of Toxoplasma gondii ME49, 2188 nucleotides long. RefSeq lists its product as hypothetical. The coding region runs from base 615 to 1406 and encodes 263 amino acids. Gene Ontology annotation, cellular component: TIM23 mitochondrial import inner membrane translocase complex. The record is from RefSeq and is a predicted model, not a curated record. Gene Ontology annotation, biological process: protein import into mitochondrial matrix; protein insertion into mitochondrial inner membrane. Lineage: Eukaryota; Apicomplexa; Conoidasida; Eucoccidiorida; Sarcocystidae. The transcript is spliced from 7 exons.
AGAGAGUGAUGGAAGCCUAAAGCCCGCGGAUUUCUUCUCCAAGACCCGCCUCUGGACAAGCAGUGUCGUUCAAGCUUCUCGAAAAAGAGGUGCAUGCGCAACAUUCCUGCGAGUCGCUAAAGCGGUGUUCCUGGCCACCGUCAUAUGGUUUUCAAAUCGGCUGGGAACUUUGACUGCCGCAGCGCUUUGUCUGUGAUGUGCAAGUGUGUCCGGGUGUCUGUACACCCCAGUUCUGAACGAAGUCGAUGAGUCGCUACGGGCCUGUGCUGUCAUUUUUCGAAAACUACCCGGAAUCUGAGACAGUCGCGACCCUCUGCAAGCCCCUUCAGGCCCGAAGUCCAGGACGCAAGACUCGAAUCUUCCAGACUCUUUCGCUCCCUCCGUUUUCCCGGACGUAUCUUUCUGUCGGGCAGAUAACUUGGUUUCCGACUUUGUUGCGACUCCGGCACUGUGCCAACGCGGACAACUGUCUCCACACGCACGUGCACAUCUGACGUUUGUCCUCGAGUGCGGCAGGCCUUCCCGUACUCUGCAAGUGAACUCUGCCCGCGACUUUCCCGGGAAUUCUGCAAGGUCGUUCCGAUUUUCCUUCGUUCCCGCCGGCAGUUCGCACCAUGGGCUGGUGGCCAUUUGGCGGCGGAGACUCUUCCGCGUCCGGCAAAGCAACCGCUUCCACAAGUUUGCCAAAGAGCGAAUUCGAUGAAUUCGUUCCACCUCCUCCAGUGGGUGGAGCCGUCGCGCCUCCGCCCCCUCCGAAAGCACUUGGAGCAACUGCAGUGGAUGUCAACACUCCGUUCAAAGGCUUCUCCAGUCCUCCGCCCGCGCCGCCAGCGCCCCCCUCCACGUCGUCCUCUUCUUCCUCGACCAGUUUUGCGAUGCCAUCCCUGAGUGUCGGGAAAACGGAGGACUAUUAUGCCAAAGAAGACUUCGGCAAAUACUCCUCUCCGUACUCAGAGUCCCCUGGCAUCUAUGACCGCGAAUACAUCGAAGAGGAGAGGCGGCGCAUGCACGGUGGCCGCGAAGCUUCGUUUCUGGACCGCCACGUCACAAAUCCGAGGCUGAGAAACUGCCUGGAAGGCGUCAAGAUGGGAAUGAAGAUGGGAGCCGCGGUCGGCGGCAUUUUUGGACUGCUCACUGGCGGAUACGCCGCCGUGGCCAACCGAAAUCUCCUCAUUCUCCCUGUUUCUGUAGUUGGCGGAGCCGUCAGUUUCGGCUUCUUCCUUGGGUGCGGAAUGGUUAUCAGGUGCGACGAACCUCGCGCUGUCUCUGCACCCUCUGCGCUUCUGGCAAACCAAAAACGAUUUGCUUUCCUCGGUAGAAACGAGCCCGGGGUGAACUCUCCUGGGAGUGCUCGGCUUCAGGCGUGGGAGUGCAAGUUCCCCGUGCUGGAGCGGCGACACCGAUAGUCGUGGAAGGCGCAUGCACCUGAGGAAGGAAACUCGCAGAAGGGUCGUGGCUGGCUCCGCCGCCGAGUCCUAAGCCUGCUGCCUCCAUUUCUUCUCUAGUCGUUGUUGGAACGUUCGACGCGCUUCGAAAGGACACCGAAGCGGGCGGGCGGCGGCCGAUGAGACAGUGCCUCUGGAUGCGUCUGGCGCCAAUGACUUGGGCGUCUAUGGCUAGACUUAACAGAAGGGCAUCCCUCUGGCAGAGCAUGAGUUGUGAUCCCCCUAGCCGCUGCGUUUUCUCGGAAACCUUGAUUUCUGGGUCGCAGUGAGGUACGCCAACCGUUGGUAUUUUGCGCGGCCAGCGAUUGAGGUGUGGCGGUCUCCCGCUUUCAUGUCAAUUUUUUCUCUGUUCUCGCGCCUGGCUGCUUUUUGCUGCGCGUUGCAUCUCAUACACAGAGCGUUUUACGCCUGGCAAAAUCCCUUUCCCCUGACUCUGUGGUUGUGCCCCUACUCUUCGGGGAAUUUGUUCGUGUCCGCCUCUCUCCGGGUGGGUGUUUCUGCUUGUCUCGGAGCCUGUCGUGCCGGUGGUCUUUUCAGAAAGGAGAGUCGUGCGGUUCUGCCGCACAUGCCUUCCUCGAUGCGGUGGAGAAUGAACCUUUGGCUCGCAUCCCUCUCUACUUCCCUCGGUUGGUGCAGUGGAAGCGCGUCUCGUGAAGAACGAUUUACCACUCGAGCAUUCAAAUUUCUCAUCUCGGAUAGUGAUCCUUGAUUAAUACGGGAUGACAUAAUUGCUGACAAACCGU